UGUAAUAACAAAAAAAAAAAAAAAAGAAAGAAAAAAGAAAAGAACGUACGAGAGAAUAAAAAUCGUCGAAACUAUUAAAAAGCGAGCUCUUUCAAAAUUUUCAUUUUUAAAAUCUCGCGACAGAUCGAAUUGUUAAUCAAAGCAAAACGCGGAUCGAAUAUUUUUUUAAAUUCAGAUUAUUAAAACUAAUAUAUACCUACAUCGUAAUUAAAUAAAACUAAUAUAUAAAAGAAAGAAGGAUCGUACUUUUAAACGUGUGCUAUUUUUUAAAUUGAACACGGUUAAUUUGAAAAUUUUUUUUAAAUCGUGAUAGAUCGAAUUGCAACGUGCUACGAUUACGACGAUCGAACAUUAUCGAUAUUCAGCUUAUAAAUAUAUUUAUUAUAACAAGAAAAAAAAAUCAAUGAUCUUUCAAACGUAUACUUUUAUCAAUUUUAAAGAUCGUACUUAAUGUAUGACGAUUCAAUUCAGUUUAUAAAAAAAAAAAAAAAAAUAAUAUACUUUGAGAGAAAACGAUCAAGAUGAGAUAGCAAAAGUUUCUGAGAAUGGAAGAAGUGUAACGAAAAAGAAAGCAACCAAAGUAAAUAUGACGUAAAUUCGAUCAUUUCAUAUUGAAGAAUGUUAUUUCAGUCUUCAUCGGAGAAAAUUCAAUCGACUUGUUUAUCGUAAAUGUUAGUGUUAGAAGAGAAUUAGAAGAAGAUUUUAAAGCGGUCAUAAUUUUUUUUCUCUCUUUCCUUUUCUUUUUUUCUUUCUUUUUUUUUCUUUUUUUUUUUUUUUUUUUUUUUUUUUUUAAGCAAACGUCCUGUUCCCAUGCGGCGCAAUGGAUUCGUGCAAUGGAUCUUGGAUUGCGUUCGAGUGUAAAAUGGUCUUAGGACGAGGACGAGCCGUGGAAGAGUGGAUAAGAAAAAAUGCGAGUGAACGUUCGCGGUAUAUAUAAAAGGAAGAAUCGCGCCGUUGGAUGCUGCAACCGUCUCUGCGCUCGCAAAGAGACAUCGUUGAAAAUAAUCGUCGUUGAAUUCGCCCCGAUACUCCUUUUAUGUUGCCUGUUGGAGUUUAAUCAUGCAGCCGUUUAUCCAGAAUAUAACCCGGAAAAUUUCGAAAGUAGACGAAAUUUUUAUCCAUGUUCACCGGUCGGUUCAUUGCCACUCGAUGCCAAUCCGCCGGCCAUCGCUUGUGCCUUUAAAUCUGCAGGGAAUGCAAAAAGAGGUUCAAAUGUUCCUUCUCGUGCUCCACCACCAACAUAUGUCAAGGUAUCAUCACCGAUAUCUUACAAACCAUUACCAAGGACAUCUUCUUUGGUAUACGUCGCACCGCCCAUCGUAAAAUCAGCAUCCGCCGUUGUUGCAACCGAUCGAAAAUCCAUUGAUAAGGACGUCGAUUAUAUGUCUUAUCCAAAGUAUUCGUUUAAUUAUGGCGUUAUCGAUGGAUACACCGGUGAUUCUAAAUCUGCAUGGGAGGAAAGAGACGGAGAUACUGUGAAGGGAGAAUACUCGGUGGUCGAGGCCGAUGGAACUAUUAGAACAGUUUCGUAUACGGCUGAUGAUCACAAUGGUUUUAAUGCCGUUGUCACGAGAAGCGAGCCUCCAAAGAAAGAGAAAUCUUCGGAGAAUGUUAAAGCAUUUAUACCAGCAUCUCUUAUAAAUGGAGAUAUUAAAAAAUUGCGACAUUGAUCUUUUUAUGGAACAUAAAAGGAUCGACGGAGUGUAACGAUAGUUCCUUGAAAUUAAUCAGAAGAAAACGUAUUAACGACUAUGAGGCUUUUUCAAAUUUGUACUUAUUAAAGACGCCUAAGCAUAAUCCAGACUGUGCUUUAACGAUUCUA
Molecule: messenger RNA, 1822 nt
Organism: Vespa velutina
Lineage: Eukaryota; Metazoa; Arthropoda; Insecta; Hymenoptera; Vespidae
Product: cuticle protein 19-like
Exons: 5
Coding region: 909-1670 (253 amino acids)
Cellular component (GO): extracellular matrix
Source: RefSeq, a predicted model, not a curated record